Messenger RNA from Synchiropus splendidus (mandarinfish), 9070 nucleotides. It is a transcript of the gene vash2, whose product is annotated as vasohibin 2. Gene Ontology annotation, biological process: regulation of angiogenesis. The record is from RefSeq and is a predicted model, not a curated record. Gene Ontology annotation, cellular component: cytoplasm. The transcript is spliced from 11 exons. Lineage: Eukaryota; Metazoa; Chordata; Actinopteri; Syngnathiformes; Callionymidae. Bases 1127 to 2239 code for a protein of 370 amino acids.
UUUUCAACAUAAAACAUGCCGAACGUCAUGCCGCGCAGCGAGGUGCCGCAGAGGUGAGUCCGGGACCGACAUGCAGCACAGCACAUCACAUCCAGUGAUGUGAGUGACAUCCAGGGACGAACCCGAGAGCUCUUCAGCGUCUUAUUUGAUCUGCUGUAACGCUGCUGUUCGGUGGGGGCAAUUCAGCGGUUGCACUAUUCUGAAAGUGCCCUGGCUGAGCUUCCGGUCAGCGCGUUGGUUCCGUGUGCAGCUUGACGGGUGGGUAGAGAGGUGAAGUUAGAACCUCGAACCAAAACAAGACGGCGAGGCUCCGCUCAUGAAUGGGAUCCAGGUCCUCCCGCCAUCUGUGGCCAGGACCUCGUGGCGUCAGACCGGAUUAUCGGACCAUCGACCGUACCGGAGGGGAUUAAUGGUGACGUCUGCCGGAGCGCAGCGAGGAGAAGUCCGGUACUGUGGUCGACCUGAACCCGUCUCACCUCUGCUUCCUGUUGUGUCAAGCUGUGAGGCGCCAUCAAACACCGCGGUUCAAACCGUUAUCGCUCUUUCCUCACAGUAUCGCAGCUGUGAGGCAGGCGGUGAGGUACGGUCAGUACCCUGCGGUUCCUCCCUCGGACCUUCUCGGUGCCAUUCAGCAUGCGCCGCUUGUUCAAUUAAUUCCACGAAUUAAUUGACUGAUUUGUUUGAGUCAGUUUUCUACAUUCUUCACUCAACUCCAGCAGGAAGCCUGGUGCGGUGAUGUGGACAGGAGGUGGGUCUCGCCUCUUCACUGAACCCAGCCUUGGAAACAUGCUGCAGAGUGACCAUUCACUGCAGCACGUGACAAUACGUCUAUAUAUAUAACCGCCACCUGGUCACAGUGUUGAGGGGCGCCCCCGCCCCCAGAACUCUGACUCCCCUUCUUCCCAUGCUGGACUGGGCUCCACGUCGCUCUUCUGCAGUCUGGUGCCAGUGACUUUCCAAACUCCAGCGCCGUACGUAGACUGGGAAUCUCGCUUCACGCUGAAGUGAGGCCAUGUCGACGGAGCUGGGCAGGCUCGAUCCUUGACACCAAGCUGGUUGAUCUCUGAGAUGCAGCCUCUCAUGGUGGCCACCAGGGCGGCGCUGUGACUCCCCACCGCUGGGCGCAAUGACGGGGCCCACCUCCCCCAGCAGGCCGGGCACCUCCUCGGGUAAGCUGAGCCGUUUGGGCCGGUCCAAGAGCAGCAGCUCGCACUGCCUGCUGCGCUGCGCCCCCCCCGAGCGCCCUCCUGCCUCGCCCCCCCACUGCGCUCAGUGCUUGCCCGGAGACGAUGAGGAGAAGGACGGCGGCGCCCUAUUCUACGUCAACCGCUCCGGCUUCCCCAUAGAGAGCGCCACCUGGGACCGGAUGUGGUCGCACGUGGCCGCUGUGCACCCGGAGGGUCAGGACAUGGUGGACCGCAUCCGCAACGCCGCCUACCUGUCCAAGCACCCGGUUCCAUCCAUCCCCACCUUCCGACCCUCCACCACGGUCCCGGACUGGCUGGUGUCGGUUCAGAACUACAUGAAGGCGCUGCAAUACAAUCACACUGGAACGCAGUUCUUUGAGAUCAAGAAGAGCCGACCUUUGUGUGGAUUGAUGGAGACGGCGAGAGAAAUGAUUCGGGAGUCUCUGCCAAUCAAGUGUCUGGAAGCUGUGAUCCUGGGAGUAUACCUGACCAAUGGCCUGACGUCUCUGGAGCGUUUCCCCAUCAGCUUCAAGACCCAGUUUUCAGGCCACUGCUUCCACCAUGUGGUUCUCGGCGUGUACUGCAACGGGCGCUACGGCUCGCUGGGAAUGAGCCGGCGCCAGGAGCUGAUGGACAAGCCGCUGACCCACCGGACACUGGGAGACCUUGUGGCAGAGUUUGAGUCCUCCUACAAGAGAUACCAGCACACACUGAAGAAGGUGAAGAUCGGCCUGUAUGUGCCACACGACCCGCACGUCUUCCAGCCCAUCGAGUGGAAGCACCUGGUGCUGAACGUGGCCAAGCUGGGAGCUCAGGAGAUGAAGAAGGAGCUGGAGAAGCACGGCCGCGACAUGAGGAUGAAGAUCCUCAAGUCAUCCAGCGCUCAGUCGCCCAUCAAGGAGAGGAGUCGCGGCAAGUCCCUGUCACCACGGCGACAUCAGACCAGUCCUCAGAAGAGAGUCCCAAACAGACGCGACAAGUCACCCGCCGCGCUGGAGCGCAGACCUGCCGAGCUCAGCACGCUCAGCGACGGUUACCAGAUCCGGAUCUGAGCCCGGGUGCAGCCGGACUGGAUAGUUGAAGGUUUGAUUCUCACUCCAUCACUGGACCUGUGUGAGGCCACGCCCACUCGGCCGCCCCCCUGUGGUGGUGAAGAAACCUGCCAAGAAGGAUCGCUGCGAGCUGGCAACCUCCAAACCCUCAUGGUCAGCUGUCUCGCGCCCACUACCGUCUGUCUGCUCGUGUCACAACUUGUUUGUCGAGUCUUUCCUGACCAAAGUUUCUCCUCUGGACUCCGGGCCCAAGCGUGACGUGCGGCAGCCUUUAGAACCAAGUGUCGUGCUUUGAUCCGCAGUGUCUUUCAGUCACUGUCGGAACAGUUCCUCGUAUGUUUUCAUUUCCCGCCAAAUUCUCAUCCAAUGUCCUCCGUCACGAGGCACCAACUGUGUAGAGAACCAGCGCCACGUGGCGCUUCUCUGAUCGCGGCGCUACGUUUCACGUUUGAUGUUUUGAGAACAAAGGUGUCCUAAGUGUCGGAGCCGCGCUCCAGGCCUUCGGUGAGUCGCGCCAUUCUGAUGACGCUUGACUUGACGUACUUUGACCUUUAUUGCAUAAGGAAGGUCGCACACUCCCACUGUACGUUUUCUCUGUGUUGCCUCGUCCGACCUCGUCAAGCGCUUCUGAUUGUUUUCUCGGAAUAUUGUUGCGGAUUUUUUUGCCAGUAUCUUGUUGCCCUGGUAACGGUGGCUCUUGCUCCACGCUCCGCUAUGCACUCGCAAAGAACAGCAAAAAAAUCGCAGUCUUCCGUGAAAGGUGGUUCGCGAGGUCAGAGCAAGCCUCACGCCGGGAACUUCCUUGCUGUAAGGUGCAAGGAUCAAGAAUCGUAGCACACUUCAGCGAAGGCCUUUUUCUCACGACUUUCCAUAUCGAUUUCUACUCAAACACGGCGAGAAAUGAAUAUUUUCAGACGUAGCAGUGGUGUUUUUGUAGCGCUCCAGCUCCACCUGUGCGCCAAAGUUGUCGUAGCUUUUUGCCGCAACAAUCAGCGAUGCAAACGUGGACCCCGUCUGCUGCGGGCGGUGGAGGACUGGGACGGACCCGCUGAUCCAUCGCAAUAACUGUUGUGGAGGGACACGGUGGGGCCGCCGCCGCUCGUCUUCAGCUGUGAAUGUUUGGCUCAGACGGUGUUUUCAUGAAUGAACUCUCACACGCCUUCGGGAGCUUUGGUCCCAAUAACCUGGACAUCUUUUUAAUGUUGACGUGCCGGUGCCUGUUGAGGGACUUGAGCCAGGAGCGUCUGAAGACUGUGCCCAAGCUCCUCCCUCUCCGUGGCUCAGCCCUCUGUCUUCGAACCAGCGACUGUUUUCCUGCAAGCUCCUGUCUUUGGAGAAGCUGAGUUACACUUUAGUGUGUGUUUGUGUGUUGUAUAGCUAUCUUUGUGGGGACAUUUUACCCGGACCCCACGAGGUUUAGCCUCAAUCUGAUGGUUUGAACUUGGAAAAUAACUGGUUUGGUCCAGAGUCCUGGUUCAGGUGAGUCAUGUUUCGGGGAGAGGCUGGGGAAAGGGUGAUGGCCAGGGGAGGUCCCCACAAUGACGGCGACACAAACCUGUGUGUGUGUGUGGCUGACAGGUUGGUGGCUGGUGUUCUUGAAUAAAAGCUCUACGUUUCUACCUCGCCGCCGCUUCGCUGGUCACGCCGCGUCCCUUCAGUCUGAAUUAUUCAUCAGGCUUUUAUUCUGAAAUAUCUUAAGCUGCUCUCAGCAGAGUGGAAGCAUGAGUCAGCAAAAACUCUGAUGUCAGCGUUAGUCCUCUUUGGUGAACUCUCUCUCUCACACACGCGCGCUCAGCAGCUGAUUAUGCAAAGUCAAUGGUGCGUGUGUGUGUGAGAUGAGCGCAUGGAGGUGGAUUUACCAAAAUAAUCCUUCAUUUUUCAUCUGCAGCAGUGAGGAGAUUAGGAGUGUGUGCGCGCGCGCGCUCUCUCUCUCGCCUCAGGACGGCCUGCUGCCGGCAGAGGAACCUCUCGGGGCCCUGCUGACCCUGCUGUGUUCCCCCGAGUGAGACCAAAUCCGAGCACCCUCCGCAGAGAACGGCGAGCGCCGCGGUCUGGACGCCAGGAGGCGCGCGAGCACCGUCCAGCGGCGGCUCUGAAACUUGGAGGCGACGCGGUGAUGUGAACCGCGCGCCACCGAAGGGUCUCCGCGAGGGAACGCAACAUCUGGGCGCACGUGACAGACGCUGCUCACACUGGACCAAGAUGGAGGCUUUAUUCAGCAGCAGCGCCACACACUGGUGAACAAGUGAGGCUCAGCAGAACAAACAGCAAUGAAGGAGUGAAUUUCAAAUGCUUCCUUCAGUUUUCAUACUUCACGUCUUCAUCACCAUCACCCUCAGUGUUUCUGCGUCUCUGAAAAUCAAGAGUCCAGAGUUAGUGCUCCUUCAUCAAUAUUCAUCAUCCUCUUCAUCACUCCACCAUCCUCUUCAUCACUCCACCAUCCUCUUCACCACUCCACCAUCCUCUUCAUCACUCCACCAUCCUCUUCAUCACUCCACCAUCCUCUUCACCACUCCACCAUCCUCUUCAUCACUCCUCCAUCCUCUUCAUCACUCCACCAUCCUCUUCAUCACUCCUCCAUCCUCUUCAUCACUCCUCCAUCCUCUUCAUCACUCCUCCAUCCUAUUCAUCAUCACCAUCCUCUUCAUCACUCCUCCAUCCUCUUCAUCACUCCACCAUCCUCUUCAUCACUCCACCAUCCUAUUCAUCAUCACCAUCCUCUUCAUCACUCCACCAUCCUCUUCAUCACUCCACCAUCCUCUUCACCACUCCACCAUCCUCUUCAUCACUCCACCAUCCUCUUCAUCACUCCACCAUCCUCUUCAUCACUCCACCAUCCUCUUCAUCACUCCACCAUCCUCUUCACCACUCCACCAUCCUCUUCACCACUCCACCAUCCUCUUCAUCACUCCACCAUCCUCUUCACCACUCCACCAUCCUCUUCAUCACUCCUCCAUCCUCUUCAUCACUCCACCAUCCUCUUCAUCACUCCUCCAUCCUCUUCAUCACUCCUCCAUCCUAUUCAUCAUCACCAUCCUCGUCAUCACUCCUCCAUCCUCUUCAUCACUCCUCCAUCCUAUUCAUCACUCCUCCAUCCUCUUCAUCACUCCACCAUCCUCUUCAUCACUCCACCAUCCUCUUCAUCACUCCACCAUCCUCUUCAUCACUCCACCAUCCUCGUCAUCACUCCUCCAUCCUCUUCAUCACUCCUCCAUCCUAUUCAUCACUCCUCCACAUCCUCUUCACCACUCCACCAUCCUCUUCAUCACUCCUCCAUCCUAUUCAUCACUCCUCCAUCCUCUUCAUCACUCCUCCACAUCCUCUUCACCACUCCACCAUCCUCUUCACCACUCCUCCAUCCUCUUCAUCACUCCACCAUCCUCUUCAUCACUCCUCCAUCCUCUUCAUCACUCCACCAUCCUCUUCAUCACUCCUCCAUCCUAUUCAUCAUCACCAUCCUCGUCAUCACUCCACCAUCCUCUUCAUCACUCCACCAUCCUCUUCAUCACUCCACCAUCCUCUUCAUCACUCCACCAUCCUCUUCAUCACUCCUCCAUCCUCUUCAUCACUCCACCAUCCUCUUCAUCACUCCACCAUCCUCUUCACCACUCCUCCACCAUGUCGUCUCAGCAGCAGUGACAGUGAAGCAGUAGAGGAGGGUUCUCACUCACAGAGCUGUGGUCAUGUGAUCCUCGCUUUCCUAAAAAGUCAAACGCUGGUCAGCAAGUCCAUCAGAGGUCACGUGACCCAGUUCCAAACAUUUCCUCACUCAGAGCUUUGAUGAGGAGGACGGUAACCAUGGUGACCAGUAGGACUUCAGCCACACGCAGGGUCAGCACCAAGUAGUCCACCACAGAAGAGCCUCUGGGAGCUGAAGGAGACAUGAGAGUGGAGCGUGAGAGGAGGACAGAGAAGAGUCUGGAGGAGCUGGAGAACAUCUGAGGAGGAGUGGGAUCACCUGCUUCUGAUGAGGAUGAGGGUGGUCUGGAUGGAUCCAGGUGCGUUCUGGAUCAGAUGGAUCUGAAGAACCAGCUCUGUCUCAAGAGACUCACCUGCUGCUUGGAAGGGGAACCUCUUCACCGUGUCUCUGUGUGAGACUUCACAUGUGAGGAAGUGCCUCUCCAGGAAGGACGCAAGAGGAAACUGAACAGCAGCAUCUCCACAGGUGGUCGACGAGGUCUUCAGCUGUGGGUGAUCUUUGGUUAUAGUUUGACCCUGAUACAGCCACUGAACCUUCUCAGGGCAGAAACCAGGACGGAUCACUUUACAGGUCAAGGUCAUGUCACCUUGAGUCAUGGAGCGAGUCACUAGAGGAGGACAUGGUGAGAAGAGAGAACCAACAUCAUCUCAGCUCCUCACUCCAGAAGAAAGAAAGCACUGGAGCAGCAACAUGACGGAGGAGGAGCUGAGCGUGAGGUCACCAGGAGGAGGACACAUGAGAAGCUCACACUCACAGGAGACCAUGGAGAGGAACGUGUCGGCGUCUGUAUAUGGUCUUGGUCCAUCAAACUGUCGACAGGUGUAACGUCUAGCAUCUCCAGCCCCCAUCUUCUUGAUGACCAGAGAGCAGUCAGGUGCCAGGCUCAGUCGGUCCACAUCAACUUUGACUGUCUUAUGUUCAGCCAAUGUUUCGAUUCCGCCAUCUUUAUCACCAAGCCAGGCGGUUCCCUCACAGGAGGCCUGGUCAGGUGCUCUGGAGUCACAUGACAGAGUAACUUCAGCUCCCUCCUGAGCGAAGAGGAAGGUGUCUCCAGCUGCUCCUGUGAAGAGAGGAAAGGCAUCAGGAGCUUCAGACUCAUGAAGGUGUUGGACCUUCUCACCAGUGGAGGUGAGCAGGACCAGCAGGAGAGGAAGGAGUCUCUGGGACAUGGCUCUCUAGUCUCCACGCGGCCACCUCUCCAGCAGACGUGUGCCUCGGCGAGUCCCUGCCCCGACUCUUGCUUCUGCUGCAGCGUUUCGCACGGCAGUGGUUGACCACACGCUUCCUCCUUCCUCUCAUCACAUGUCACCGAGCCAACAAGUGUGUUGUGAGAGGCAGCAGCAGCCAGGAGCCCCAGCGUUCAGCCUCACUCUUCUCCCCCUCUCUCUCCCCUCCUCUCCCUCACACCUGGGAGAGUGUUUGGCGCAGAGGUCAGAGGUCACACGCACAGGAAGGAAGAGGAAUAUUUGAAGACUUCAACUCUCCAUAAUCCUCUCGCGCUCCUUAAUCCCUCAGAAAGCAAUUUCAUAUCGAGGCUGCGCGGGUCGGGGCCUUCAGGCGGACCGCAGUGAUCUGGUGCCACGAGCCACACGGGGGCGCUGUGCCUCCUCCAGCACACGCUUCCAGGACCAACAGCACCGAGGAAUAUUGAAACACCGGUCAGUGUCUGUGUUGGACCACUCCAUCUUAAGCGAAACCAGAGUUGUCAUCCUUUAUCUUGGGAUCUUAUGACCCACCGCUGCACUUCAGUUUAGACACACUGCUCCUCCCUCUUCCUCCACUCCUCCUCCUUUUCCUACUUCUGUCCUGUUCUUCUUUCUCCUCUUCCUCCUAUCCUCCUCCUCUCCUGUUCUUCUUCCUCCUGUCCUCCACUCCUCCUCUUCCUCCUCUCCUGCUUUUCUUCCUCCUGCAAUCCUCAUCCUCUGUGCUUCUCUUCCUCACUGCUCCUGUCAGACUCAUCCUCAACUCCCCCUUAUUUACUCCCACUCCUACAGACUGAAGUUAGAUGUGGGGAGAGCAUCCCCCUCCUCUCUCUCUCUCUCUCUCUUCUCACACGUUUGUCUUCCUAGCUCAGUGAGGACCAUCAUUAACAUCACCCUUCCCCCAGCCUCACCCCCUGAACCUGACAGUCCAGAACAAACGGCUAAACUGAACCUUGACUCUGAACCAGACUGGAGCCCAGUUAUAAUGAUCCAGCUGUUCUGUAGUUUUAACCCUCAAACUGAGGCUCUGCAGAGUGAGGACCUGCCAACAUGUCCUCACUCUGUUCUCACAAAGACAGAAGUACAAGAACACACACACACACACAUCACUGAAGGGUGUGUAUAGAUCUCCCCUGCAGCAGCAGCAAUGUUUGUUUGGUUUCGACAUCGUUUUCUGCUCCUCCCUCAUUUAUCUCUGUCUCACACACACACACACGGAGAGAGAGAGAGAGUCUACCUGCAGUGCUGCAAUGAAUCAUGGGAGCUCAGGGAAACCAGCUGAAUUAAUCUGGCAGGUGUGUGUGUUUCAGCAUAUCUGUCCCAGUGAGGUCCAGUUUCAGAGAAAACACCUCCCAGUGGGGCCCUUACGUCUCCGCCUGGUUCAGAGUUCAGAGGCUGAUGUGAAGCUGUGGGGACCUGUUGCCGGACCCCACCAGGUGAGCUCAGAGGGUCUCACUGUGGCAAGGGUCAACAGUUCAAAUCCCGGUGCCACGUCUGAGGUGAACCUCCAGCAAGUGACACCAACACUGACACGCAGCAGCGAGGGACGGAGCCUCGUCCUGCUGAAUGAGCAAAAUAAUGAGCUGAGCUGGAGCCAAAAUACAACAGCGCUCUGUGUGUGUGAGUGUGUACGACAAACCUUUGUCCUCUCUUCUCUCCAUCUGUGUGUGUUUAUCGUGUUUCUGCUUGCUGCUGCAUUUUCUGCUCCUGGAGAGACGACAGCAGCUCACCGUGUGUGUGUGUGUGGACUUGUAUAUCCUGCCUUGUGGGGACCAAAUCUUGACAAAACACUACAACACAAACACUUGUGAGAACCUUAUGACAAUGUGCGGACCAUUCUGGCAGGUCCUCACUUUGCCGAGCCUCAGUUUGAGGGUUAAAACUACAGAACAGCUGGGUCAUUAUAACUGGGCUCCAGUCUGGUUCAGA